AUGGCCGACUGGCAUCCAAAUGUGAUGCUUUGGACAGGAUUUGUCGAUUUCUGUUCAAAUGCAUACCAUUGGCAGAGUACUGGUCAGAAACAGAGUGGUGUAGAGGAUAUGGUGUUAUUAUCAAAAAUAUCUGAAUCUGCCAUUGUUGAGAAUUUGAAAAAGAGAUUUAUGGAUGACUGGAUUUUUACUUACAUAGGACCUGUAUUGGUAUCUGUGAAUCCAUUUAAACAGCUAAAGUAUUUCACAGACAAGGAAGUUGACAUGUAUCAGGGCGCAGCUUCCUAUGAAAACCCACCGCAUAUCUAUGCUCUUGCAGACAACAUGUAUAGAAAUAUGAUGAUAGAUUUUGAAAGUCAAUGCGUAAUCAUAAGCGGGGAGAGUGGUGCUGGUAAAACAGUUGCUGCCAAGUACAUCAUGAGUUACAUUGCCAAAGUAUCGGGUGGAGGGGAACGUGUACAACAUGUAAAAGACACCAUUCUACAGUCCAAUCCACUCUUGGAAGCAUUUGGAAAUGCCAAGACAGUGAGAAAUAACAACUCAAGUAGAUUUGGAAAGUAUGUAGAGAUUCUGUUUGACAGAGGUGGUGAGCCAGAUGGUGGGAAAAUUUCAAACUUUUUAUUGGAGAAGUCUAGAGUUGUGAGUCAGAAUGAGAAUGAAAGAAACUUUCAUAUCUUCUAUCAACUGUUAGCUGGUGCCAAUUCAACCCUCCGAGAAUCCCUGGGACUAACAAGUCCAGAUUAUUAUUACUAUUUAAACCAGAGUGGAGUUUACAAAGUUGAUGAUAUGGAUGAUAAGAAAGAAUUUCAUGAUACUGUAAAUGCUAUGAAUAUUAUAGGCAUACCAAAAGAAGACCAAGACAUGGUACUACAGUGUGUUGCUGCUGUAUUGCAUCUCGGAAAUAUAAGUUUUGCUGAAGAUGGCAAUUAUGCCAAGGUAGCAGAUGAUGAGUUCUUGGCAUAUCCUGCUUUUCUUCUCUCUAUUGAAGAAGAUCUUUUAAAGACUAAACUAACAAGUCGUGUUAUGGACAGUAAAUGGGGCGGUAAAUCAGAGAUUAUCAAUGUGAAACUAAACACUGAACAGGCUUGUUACAGCAGAGAUGCCUUGGCUAAGGCUAUACAUACUAGAAUAUUUGACUAUCUGGUAGAGUCGAUAAACCAAGCCAUGGAGAAGGAAGAUGAAGUUGUUAAUAUUGGUGUCUUAGAUAUUUAUGGAUUUGAAAUUUUCCAUAAAAAUGGAUUUGAACAGUUUUGCAUCAAUUUUGUUAAUGAGAAACUGCAACAGAUCUUCAUUGAACUAACUUUGAAAGCUGAGCAGGAAGAAUAUGUGAGUGAAGGUAUUAAAUGGAAACCAAUUGAAUAUUUCAACAACAAAAUAGUGUGUGAUCUAAUAGAAAGCAAGACACCACCAGGUCUAAUGUGUGUUUUAGAUGAUGUAUGUGCUACUCUACACACAGUUACUGAAGGUGCUGAUCAAACUUUCUUACAGAAAGCAGAUGCAUCGGUGGGAAGUCAUCAGCAUUAUCAAGGCACUAAUGUAGGAUUUAUGAUACAUCAUUAUGCCGGAAAGGUGGCUUAUGAAGCUGAUGGUUUCUGUGAUCGUAAUCGAGAUGUACUAUUUACUGAUUUAAUUCAACUGAUGCAGUCAAGUGAAAUACCAUUUGUACAGAGUCUUUUCCCUGAAGAUGUGAGUGGAAUUCAAAAAGGAAGACCCUCUACAGCUGGUAGUAAAAUUAAGAAACAAGCCAACAAGUUAGUUAACGAAUUAAUGCAAUGUACGCCCCAUUAUAUACGGUGUAUUAAACCUAAUGAGACAAAGAAAGCACAUGACUGGGAAGAAAGAAGAGUUCUUCAUCAAGUGGAAUAUUUAGGGCUGAAGGAAAACAUAAGAAUAAGGCGUGCUGGAUUUGCAUACCGACGAGAUUUUCAAAAAUUUUUAAGAAGAUACGCCAUUGUUACAAGUGAAACAUGGCCACAGUGGCGUGGUGAUGUACGGUCUGGGAUUAAACACAUCAUGAAUGCUGUACAUAUGGAAGCAGAUCAGUGGCAGCUUGGUAAAAGCAAGAUCUUCAUCAAAGCUCCAGAAUCUCUAUUUUUACUUGAAGAACACAGAGAAAGAAAAUAUGAUACAUAUGCAAGAAUUAUACAGAAAGCUUUCAGAAAACACAAUGCAAAUAGAUAUUAUCUCAGACUCAAACAACAAGCCUCUGAUAUUCUGUUAAACAAGAAAGAACGUAGACGUUAUAGUUUGAAUCGUAACUUUGCUGGUGAUUACAUUGGUAUCGAUGAUAAUCCAGGAUUGAGAGCUUUAGUCGCUAGGAGGGAGAAGAUAGAAUUUGCUGAUACUGUAACUAAAUAUGACAGACGAUUUAAGACUACCAAGCGAGACUUGUUGUUGACUAACAAAUACAUCUACUUAGUUGGGAGGGAAAUAGUUAAGAAAGGACCAGAGAAGGGCCUAAUGAAAGAGGUUGUGAAAAGGAAAAUUGAACUUCACAAAGUGGAAUCCAUCACAAUGAGCACCCAGCAAGAUGACCUCUUUGUUGUCAAUGUUCUCAAUGAUUAUGCAAGUUUACUGGAGUCUGUUUUCAAAACAGAAUUUGUAACUGUGCUUUCCAAGAAAUUUGAAUCAUCCAAUAGAAAGUUAACUGUUAAUUUUAAUAACAUGAUUGAGUUUGCUGUCAAAAAAGAAGGCUGGGGUGGUGGUGGCACAAGACAAAUCAAAUUUACCACUGGACCCGGAUUGCCCAAUGAUGCCACGGUACUCAAAACCAGUGGUAAAACAUUGCAUGUUACUAUUAAACCCGGACUUCCCAAAAAUUCAAGGCCUGGCAUCAGGGAAAAGGUUAGUAGGAAUGCUGGUAAUGGUGCAGUUGUUGGGCACCGACCUGGGGCAGGAAGACCAGCACAUAGAGCAGCACCAAAGGCACCUACAGCAUGGAGUAUUAGAACAAGAGGUAGUGGUGGUAAAAACCUUACUAGAGGAAAGAGUACUGAGCAUCCAUCUCUUCCUAGGGGAGGUGCACAAAGUCUGGCUAAGCAAAUGAAAAAUCAGAGUCGUGAAUUUAUGAAUACUCCGGAUGCCGGUGUUUCUGGACAUAAAAGGAAAACUAUUGAAAGGGAUCCACGAGGAAAACCACAAAUGAAACCCAAACCUCCCAGGAAACCUAAACCACAAUUACCAAAGGGAAAAGCAUUAUGGGACUAUGAUGCACAAGAUACUGAAGAAUUACACUUACAAGUCGGUGAUAUUGUGGAGAUUCUCAAAGAAGAUCCCUCAGGAUGGUGGACUGGAAAACUAAGAGGAAAGGAAGGUUUAUUUCCAUCCAAUUACAUUGAGAAGAUAUGAACACUUUCUCAGAUUAUAGUUGUACUCAAGAAACAAGAUAAUUCUUUUUCUAUAUACAAGAAAAAGAAUUUAAUUUAUUCAGAAGUGAUGCAGGG
Saccoglossus kowalevskii is the source of this 3440-nucleotide messenger RNA. RefSeq names its product unconventional myosin-Ie-like. Gene Ontology annotation, cellular component: myosin complex; microvillus; actin cytoskeleton. Lineage: Eukaryota; Metazoa; Hemichordata; Enteropneusta; Harrimaniidae. The record is from RefSeq and is a predicted model, not a curated record. Gene Ontology annotation, molecular function: microfilament motor activity; ATP binding; actin filament binding. Gene Ontology annotation, biological process: endocytosis; actin filament organization.